UGCCGACCCGCUCCUGCUCGGGGCUGGCGUGCUCUGUAGAAGCAGCGAAGGGAGGCGGCGGGAGGACGGACGGAGCCUUUGAAGUUUUUCAUUCAGAUACAGUUACUCCAGGCGUGGUGACGUGCGGGAGAAACCCCCCAGCCUAAGAGCUGCCCGGAGCCAUGAUUCCGGUGACGGAGUUCCGGCAGUUCUCGGAGCAGCAGCCGGCGUUCCGGGUUCUGAAGCCCUGGUGGGACGUGUUCACGGAAUACCUGUCGGUGGUGAUGCUCAUGAUCGGGGUGUUCGGGUGCACUUUGCAGGUAAUGCAAGACAAAAUCAUCUGCCUUCCCAAAAGGAUGUCCACGCCAAACCAAACUCUCCUCAACACAAGUACUGUGGUUCCCUUAGAGCCUCCCUUAACAGUCCCCAGUCCAGCCUCUUCUGUGCCAAAUCCCCAGGAAAUGAGGGGCUUGAAAACCAACCUGGACCUCCAGCAGUACAGCUUUAUCAAUCAGAUGUGCUAUGAGAGAGCACUGCACUGGUACGCCAAAUAUUUCCCUUACUUGGUUCUGAUCCACACUCUGAUUUUCAUGAUGUGCAGCAACUUCUGGUUUAAGUUCCCGGGAUCCAGCUCCAAAAUCGAGCACUUCAUCUGCAUCCUGGGAAAGUGUUUUGAUUCACCCUGGACAACCAGGGCCCUGUCGGAGGUGUCUGGGGAGAACCCGGAAGAGAAGGACAAUAAGAAAAACAGCCUGAGCAAGUCCGCCGUGAACGUGUCCGUCACUGAAGGCAACCUGGUGAAGACCCAGUCCCUCAAGUCCAUCCCGGAAAAGCUGGUCGUCGACAAGCCCGCUGCGGGAGCGCUGGACAAGAAGGAAGGAGAGCAGGCCAAGGCUCUGUUCGAGAAGGUCAAAAAAUUCCGUCUGCAUGUGGAAGAGGGAGACUUGCUGUACAUCAUGUACGUCCGCCAGACAGUGCUGAAAGUGCUGAAGUUCCUCAUAAUCAUCGCGUACAACAGCGCCCUGGUGUCGAAGGUGCAGUUCACGGUCAGCUGCAACGUGGACAUACAGGACAUGACUGGCUACACCAAUUUCUCCUGCAAUCACACCAUGGCACACUUAUUCUCCAAGCUCUCCUUCUGCUACCUGUGCUUCGUCAGCGUUUAUGGAUUCACGUGCCUCUAUACCUUGUACUGGCUGUUCCACCGCUCCCUCAAAGAGUACUCCUUCGAGUAUGUGCGCCAGGAGACCGGGAUCGAUGACAUCCCCGAUGUCAAGAACGACUUCGCCUUCAUGCUCCACAUGAUUGACCAGUACGAUCCGUUGUACUCCAAGCGGUUUGCCGUGUUCCUCUCCGAGGUCAGCGAGAACAAGCUGAAGCAGCUGAACCUGAACAACGAGUGGACGGCCGAGAAACUGCGCCAGAGGCUGCAGAGCAACGCCAACAACCGCCUGGAGCUGCAGCUCUUCAUGCUGUCCGGCCUCCCAGACACCAUUUUCGAAGUGACGGAGUUACAGUCCCUGAGGCUGGAGAUCAUCAACAAUGUCACCAUACCAGCAGCCAUUGCCCAGCUGGAGAGCCUGCAGGAGCUCUCUCUGUAUCAGUGCUCUCUGAAAAUCCACUCCGCAGCUGCUUCGUUUUUGAAAGAAAACCUGAAGGUCUUGAGAGUGAAGUUUGAUGACAGCAGGGAGCUGCCAACUUGGUUGUACACUCUGCGUAAUUUAGAGGAGCUCCACCUCAUCGGUUCCUUAAGCCCGGACAUGUCCAAGAACAUCACCCUCGACUCCCUGCGUGAGCUCAAGUCCCUCAAAACCCUCUACCUGAAAAGCAAUUUCACCAAAAUCCCCCAGUCCAUAGUGGAUGUGUCCAGUCAUUUGCAGAAGCUCUACGUCCACAAUGAUGGCACCAAGCUGGUCAUGCUGAAUAACCUGAAGAAAAUGGUCAAUCUGGUCGAGCUGGAGCUGGUGCACUGCGACCUGGAGAGGAUCCCUCAUGCUGUCUUCAGCCUGACCAACCUCCAGGAGCUGGACCUGAAGGAGAACAACCUCAAGUCCAUCGAGGAGAUCCUCAGCUUCCAGCACCUGCGCAAACUCACCUGCCUGAAACUGUGGCACAACGGGAUCACCUACAUACCUGAGCACAUCAAGAAGCUGACAAGCCUGGAAAGACUCUACUUGAGUCACAACAAGAUCGAGAUUCUCCCUUCCCACCUCUUUCUGUGUAACAAGCUCCGAUACCUGGACUUGUCCUACAAUGACAUUCGGUUCAUCCCACCCGAGGUCGGAGUGCUCCAGAGCCUUCAGUACUUCUCUGUCAUGUGCAACAAAAUCGAGAGCUUACCAGAUGAGCUCUUCUUCUGCAAGAAGCUGAAGACCUUGAAGCUUGGAAAGAACACUCUGUCAGUGCUGUCCCCAAAGAUUUCUUACCUGGUUUCACUGACGCACUUGGAACUGAAAGGCAACCACUUCGAAGGGCUGCCGGCCGAGCUGGGGGCCUGCCGGGCACUGAGGCGUAGUGGGCUUGUUGUGGAAGACGCCUUGUUUGAAACGCUGCCCUCUGAAGUACGAGAGCAGAUGAAAGCAGAGUAGCUCGCUUGCUUUCUGCAAAAUGCCAAAUGUCUUAAACUGACAAUCCAGACUGUCUGUGUGACAUUUCAAAUUAGUUUAUUGUCAAACUACAAUUUAUCAUUUGACUUUUUUUAGUUGAGUUUAUUAUGUUGUUGACAUCAGUCGUUUCGAAGAAAGUUCUGUCGGUAUACAUGUUUACUGAACUACAUUUAUGUGUUUUCAUAUUGCGUGUCCUAGAUAUGAAUAUUGGAUCACCACUUAGCUUCAGUUUCCAAAAUAUCUCAUUUCUCUUUUGGUUUAUAUUCAAAUCUGGUAAGGUUUUUUUAAUCAAAUAAUCAGGGCUGUUACACUAUGCAGAAACUGACAUAUAAAGAAUGUUUGUUCAGCUCGGCUGCUUUCAGCUGCUUGGUGGAAAUGGCUUCUGAACGUGGGUAUCUUCUGUGUGGAGUUUGUGUGUUUUACUGUGCCUGCCAGGGUAUUCCACUUAUUCUCUGGUUUCUUCCCACCUCCUAAAGAGGUGUGGACUGGUGAACUGGUAUCUCUAGACUGACCCUGUAUGUGUGUGUGCCCUGUGGUGAACUAGUGUCUUGUGAUGGACUGCUGUCCUGUCCAGGCGGUGUGUGUGUGU
Lepisosteus oculatus (spotted gar) is the source of this 3174-nucleotide messenger RNA. It is a transcript of the gene lrrc8c, whose product is annotated as leucine rich repeat containing 8 VRAC subunit C. Gene Ontology annotation, molecular function: protein binding. The record is from RefSeq and is a predicted model, not a curated record. Lineage: Eukaryota; Metazoa; Chordata; Actinopteri; Semionotiformes; Lepisosteidae.